Messenger RNA from Aegilops tauschii subsp. strangulata, 1251 nucleotides. The record is from RefSeq and is a predicted model, not a curated record. Lineage: Eukaryota; Viridiplantae; Streptophyta; Magnoliopsida; Poales; Poaceae.
AUGGCUGCCAAGCAAAAGAAGAAGUCUGCUGCGGCCCAAACUGAAGCACCAAGGCAGGAAGAACCUCGCAUUGUCUUCCCUGCCAGUAUGACUGGCUCGAAGCCUAAGGUAAGCUCAGCAGCUUCAGAGCUGAAGAAAACAAGGGCAGCAGAAGCCGAAGCCAGGAAGCGUAAGCACAAAGACACUUCUGAUAGUGCUCUAUCCAAGAAGAAAUUGAACACAAAGUCUUCAAAGAAAGAUCAUGCUACUGCCCCAGAGCCCCUCAUUGUUGAACCUAUCUCCGUCGUUCUUCCUGCCUCGACCAACCAAGAGCGUCGUCUUGUGAUCCAUGAGCCUGCUUCCAUAGAGGCUCAUGCUAGUGCAGACGUUCCAGCUGCUGACCCCAACACAGCUAAAGACAUUGGUCAGGAAGACAAUGUUGAUGAUGAUGUAGUCCUUCCUCAGCUCCAGUCCCAGUCGGUAUCACCGCCUGCUCUAACGAGCAGUGAACUCAUAAGCAUUGGUUGUCCAUUGACGCCAAUCGCUCAAGAUGACUCAUGGGCGGAGUGCCAACAGCAAGACACCCCAGUACAUGAUGAGACACCAAGAACACCACCACCUCAAGUCACCACUCCGGUGCUUGACGACGACGACAACUACAUGGUACAGACCACUCCCUCACCAAAGGCGUCGCCAGCGUUUCACAGGCUUCGCAAAGGCCCCAGGCUCCAGGUCACCAUGUCAAGCAUUCCAGAAGGGGAAGUGCAACAAAGCUCAGUCGCACGUCAAGUGUUUCCUGAAGCCACCCCUGCUGCGAAUGCCUCUGAGUCCGAAGCCAAAGUUGCUGAAGACAUUCCGGUUGAAAACCCUGAGGCUGACACCAACAAUGUCAUUCAAGCCAAUGACUCAGUCAUGGCUGAAGACAAUGUGGAGCCUAAAGCUAAUGAGAAUGCUGAAGUCACCUUGAUGCCAAUCAUCUCGGAUGGCACUGUUCCUCCUCAAGGCCUCACACCAUGGAAUAGGCAUUCAAUCGUGAAGCUCCUCCGCUGCCUCCGGCCGUGGAUCAACGGAAUCGAGGCCAUCUCCUCCCACCACGACCGCCGCUGCCCCCACGAGCUCGACGUCGAUGGGCGACAUCAGUCCUCCCCGAGCCAGUCCGAGCUCCACCGCGCCGAGAGCUACGCCCGCCUCGAGCCACGCUUGUCGGAAAGCCACGAAACAACUGAAUCACCGCCGUCCCCUCCCAAUCUGGUUGCUGCUUGCCGCCGCUGA